AUGAAGAUUUCAUCUAAAAUCGCCAUUGGUAUUUUAUCAACCGCCUUAUUUGCAUUUGGAGUUACACAAAUUGCAGUUUGUUGGGCAUAUAAAAAUGUAAAGACUGAACACUCAUGGGCUUACUACGCUAAUGGUAUCUGUUGUUUGUUCACUGGUGUCGUCGGAAUGCUCUCCACAAUCUUUAGACGUGAGAAGCUCACUCAACUCUUCUUUAUAAUGGCUGUCUUGACCACUUUGGAAGCAUUCAUUGUUUUCAUUAUCUACUCAAAGUUCUUACCACGUUACAUCAAAAACAGUUGUGGUGGUACCUCGAUCUACAGUGAAUACUGCAGUGGAAUCAGACAAUAUCUCGCUGUUUCAACUACUUUAUUCUGGUCAUUCAUCAUCUUUUUACUUCCAACCACAUCAGUUGCAUCAUGGAAAUACACUGUAGCAACAAUGAAGGGUAAUGAUGAUGGUAUCGAAUUGGAAAAGAGAUUACCAUAA
Messenger RNA from Heterostelium album PN500, 486 nucleotides. RefSeq lists its product as uncharacterized. The transcript has 3 exons. The record is from RefSeq and is a predicted model, not a curated record. Bases 1 to 486 code for a protein of 161 amino acids. Lineage: Eukaryota; Evosea; Eumycetozoa; Acytosteliales; Acytosteliaceae.